GACAAAAAAUCGAACCCACACGCAACGCGCGACGGGACGCCUCCACCCGGCGCCAGGUCCAGCUCCACAUCUCUCUCUCGCGUACGAUGAGCUGCCGCGGCGGGAGAGCGUGCUAGCAGCGAGCGGUGCGCGAGGGCGGAGGAGUGGGAGGAGGCCAGAUCCGGGGGGCAAAUCUGGCAGGCGCCGCGGUGGGGCUGCGGGCGCGGGGGAGGGCUGGGGGCUGGGCGGACGGCGCUGAGGGCGGGGAGGACUGCAGCAGGCUCAGGCCCUGGCGGAGGAGGCUGCUCGCGUCCAUGGCGCUCUCGUGGCCCUCGGCCGUACGCCUCGCCGUCGCCGCCGUCCUGCUCGUCGCGGUCGGCGUCGCGCUCUUCACGCUCCCCGUCGAGAAGAUUUUAAAGGACUUUCUGGUUUGGAUCAAGGAGAACUUGGGCCCAUGGGGUCCUUUGGUGUUGGCCCUUGCUUACAUCCCUCUGACAGUCUUAGCUGUUCCAGCAUCAAUUCUUACACUUGGAGGGGGCUAUCUAUUUGGCCUGCCUAUUGGGUUUGUUGCUGAUUCCAUCGGGGCAACACUUGGUGCAACUGCUGCAUUUCUGCUUGGUAGAACGAUUGGGAGGCCUUAUGUACUCUCCAAAUGCAAAGAUUACCCCAAGUUUCAAGCAGUAGCUAUUGCCAUCCAAAGGUCUGGCUUUAAGAUUGUGUUGCUACUAAGGCUUGUACCUUUACUUCCGUUCAACAUGUUGAACUACUUGUUGUCAGUCACUCCUGUUGGCAUUGGAGAAUACAUGCUGGCUUCUUGGCUGGGAAUGAUGCCAAUCACAUUCGCUUUGGUAUAUGUUGGAACAACACUAAAGGAUCUAUCAGAUGUGACACAUGGGUGGAGUGAGAUCUCAACUACUCGAUGGAUUGUGAUAAUAUCUGGCUUCAUAGUGUCUGUUAUCUUGAUUAUAUGUGUAACAAGAGUUGCAAAAUCAUCUCUGGAUAAGGCAUUAGCUGAGAAUGGAGAGGUCGAUGUAGGAACUUCACAGCUACCUGUGGUAGCCACUCCCUCGGGUCUACAACAACCUCUUAUAAUCAAGAUUGACACAUCAAAUGAAGAUCAUGAGAAGUAAAAGUGUUGUUUACAACAUCAGAUGUAUAUAAGUAUAUUCUUUGGCUGUCAAAUCUGUAGCACUAUAUACGCAUAGCUCGGUUUGAGUCUCAUUGAGGCGGUAAAGCAGCCCCCACCCCCCAAAAAAAAAUAGUACGAGGAAUUGAGGAUGUGAGUUUGUCUGAUAGGUAAUGCUGAUAGACUAUACGCAUUGUUUUAAUCCACGAGGUACAUUACCUUUGAUGCAAAGAAUUGUAGUUCUACUUUCUUUUAUUCA
Molecule: messenger RNA, 1364 nt
Organism: Phragmites australis (common reed)
Lineage: Eukaryota; Viridiplantae; Streptophyta; Magnoliopsida; Poales; Poaceae
Exons: 9
Coding region: 294-1109 (271 amino acids)
Cellular component (GO): membrane
Source: RefSeq, a predicted model, not a curated record